AUAUAUCUACUCUGGCUAAGCCGAACAAGCCGUUGAAAGCUUGCUCACAUACAUAAGGGAGCAGGGAGCCGUGUUCAAUGUUUCUCCAUAGACUUGACUCAAGCCUUCGCCCCGAAAGAAAUAUCGAGAUUUCCUCUGAAAGAGAGCCUGUUUUCUUGACCAGAGAAGAGGGAAGUCAACAACACUUCACCCAUGAUCAACACCAUGGAGUGUGCCGUGGACGCACAGAGUCUGAUCUCGAUUUCUUUGCGGAAAAUCCACAACUCCAGGACGCAGAGAGGAGGUAUCAAGCUGCACAAAAACCUCCUGGUCUCCUACGUCCUGAGAAACGCCAGGCAGCUGUACAUGAGCGAAAAGUACGCGGAGAUAUACAGGAUGCAGCAAUACGAGGAAGUGAUGACCGUUUGUAACGAAAUUCAGGAGCUGAACCCGCUCGACUUGGCCGAGGACUGUAUGGAGCAAGGCGAGGAGUGCUGCGGCAACGGCGCUGGGAGCGAGCCGGCGAGCCUAUGCGGUGCGCUACUGCCAGCUAGCCAUACAGCCGCGCAAUCGGCGCACAUCCAGGCACCCAGCGCCUGCUCUGCGCCUUUGUCGCUCCCCGGCGAAGAGGUGUGCAAGGAGCCGGGUACAUCGUUCUACCGGAGCUGUUGUGUCGAACCUUACCCCGUGUCGAACUGCGACUUUUCCCCAGCCAACAGCAUGCACUGCAACAAGACGACAGUGCUGGACCUGGACACGCAUGUAGUCACUACUAUUGAGAACGGGUACCUCCACCAGGACUGCUGCGCGCCGCUCCAGCAGUGUUGUCAGGGCGCGCAGUCGCCAGCUAAGAAACGCAAGGUUGACUUUGGGUAUUACGUGACCGAACCCGAGGAGAUACCGGAUUUUACGCCGUGUAAACGGGCAAGGUUUGACGACUUUUCCUGCCUCAACUCCGAUCAGCUUGACUCUUCGAACAUUUCCAAUCUUAUCUCCAUUUUCGGAUCGGGGUUUACGGGGCUGGUGAGCCGACAGGCGGACUUUGAGCAAACCCUAAACGGACAGUUCUGUAGCACGCAAGCCUUAGCGAGCCUUGGAGCAUGGACUCGAGCAAUUGUGGCUUUUUGACUCCAUGGUAAAUUAGAAACAAGUAGUUAAAUAAAAUUGUACAGAGUUUAAAACAAAUCGACUUUAUUUUUGCAAGAACAGCACAUAGGCUAUUUAAUUAUCAAGCAUUUUUGUUGUUUAUUUCAUUUUCGUUUAAAUAUGGAGGGGUGGUUACACGACGUGAUGUGGAGGCUUUCUUUAGACCUAAAUGUCGACCUAAACAUUUGGAACAUUUGAAUGGCUGUUGCGAAUCCUUAACGAAGUUAAUUUCGUUGCCUUAAACCAAUGCAUACUGCUAGCUACUACUGCUACAGACAUUUAAAGUGACUGAAUGUUUCGCUUUUCGAACUUUGUUAAGAAAAACCAAUGAACACAAUUGUCUAGUUCAAAUACACUACAUAAUUCCG
Megalops cyprinoides (Indo-Pacific tarpon) is the source of this 1493-nucleotide messenger RNA. Its product is annotated as immediate early response gene 5-like protein. NCBI's taxonomy places the organism in Eukaryota, Metazoa, Chordata, Actinopteri, Elopiformes, Megalopidae. The record is from RefSeq and is a predicted model, not a curated record. The transcript has a single exon. The coding region runs from base 193 to 1107 and encodes 304 amino acids.